ACUCGUCUGAAUCGUCACGAUCUCCAAAGCUUUAGUUGUAACUUCCUCGGAACCUUGCGCCUCCUCCAGUGAUGUACCAUCCUUCAUCAGAGAAGGAGGUAGAUCCGGCGGAUCCGCCGUACUCAUGCUUCGAUCGAGAGAAAAAAAACCAAAAUCGCCAAUCGCCUUUUUUGUCGCCAGUCAAAACGGAGCGUUUUUUGGUAACUAUUUAAUUUCAAUAUCAUGUUUCUCCUUAGAAAUCAAGGACACAGAAGUACUUCCUAUAGAACAGAUCCUGUUCAAGUAAGGUCGUAAACAUUGUCUUAGAUUUUUGUUAUAUUUCAAUGAAGCAACAUCAUGAGGUGCUAUAUCAAUUGUACUUUCACGAUUCUUCUCUCUUUUUUACUCAUGCCCAUUCUUGAUUCAAAAUUUCACACUCUCCCGAGCUGGUGUCAAACCAACUGUGGGAAUAUAAAUAUUUCAUACCCCUUUGGAAUCCAAGAAGGUUGCUAUCUCAAUGAAUGGUACAAAAUCACAUGCAGAAACGCUACUUCUCCGUUCCUCUUCAAGAUGGACAAGGAAGUUGUCGGGAUCUCUUCGCCAAACGAAGGCUCUGUUUCUUUUGAAUCUCUCUCAACCGGGUCAUUCGGAUCAAUUCGUGUCAAAAACCCGAUAACAUCCGUUGGAUGUUCUAGAGAUGGAAAAGAGUCUGAUUCGGCUUUGAAUUUGACGGGCAGCCCUUUUUUCUUUGGGAGAGGAAACACCCUUGUAGCAUUUGGUUGCAACAGCAAGGCGUCUUUGACUAACAUCGAGCCGAGCAUGGUGGGAUGCGAGCUGAACUGUACUGCAAGCAAAGUUACGCUACCUAGAAAAACCGUCCCUUUUUUGGACAAAACCGGGUGUUCUAACGAUGGCUUUAUAUAUACUACUAGCCCUCCAUACUGUGAAAAUAACCAAGGGGAAGGGGAAGGUGAAGGAAGCUGUGAUGGUAACGGAUGUUGCAGUGCUAAUCUAUCGUAUAAAGAGGUUUACCAGGUGGUAGGUGUCAGAAUAGAGAGCUUUGAUCAUAGAAACUUGACAAGCGUGAAAUGCAGAGUCGCUUUCUUAACAGAUGAAGGCUACACCAUAUCCGAACCACAAAGCUUUUUCGCUCAAGGGUAUGCUACGAUUACGAUAGAAUGGGUCAUUCAGACGAAUACUCUUUCCUUCUUGAACUCGUUAAGCUGCAUUAACACAAAAGAGUACGGCGAUCUUUCAUCUAAUACUCGACACAAAACAAGUUGCUUAUGCGAAAAUUUCACCAUUUCUGGGACAAGUUAUGCAAACUGUCAAUGCAGCCCAGGUUAUACAGGCAACCCAUACCUCUUUAACGAUUGCAAAGAUUUUGAUGAGUGCCAACCUGAUUCUACUGGAAGACGCGGGGUCUGUAGAGAAAGCGACACUUGUGUGAACGUGGUUGGACAUUAUAAAUGCAUACGCGAUAAGACUGUACCAAUAUUAGUAGGCUUAGGUGCAGGUUUUGGUAUUUUGGUUCUUGUUGGUGGUGUCUGGUUGCUGAUAAAGUAUCUUAAGAAGAGAAAGGUGACUCAGAGGAAAAAGAAAUUCUUCAAACGUAACGGAGGACUAUUGCUGCAACAACAACUCAAUACAAGAGAAGGUAACAUCGAGAAGACAAGAAUAUUUAGCUCAAGAGAACUUGAAAAAGCCACUGAAAACUUCAGCGAAAGCAGAAUACUUGGACAAGGUGGUCAAGGCACUGUGUACAAAGGAAUGCUGGUAGAUGGUCGAACAGUUGCGGUAAAAAAAUCCAAAGUUGUGGAUGAAGACAAACUAGAAGAGUUCAUCAACGAAAUCGUCAUUCUCUCUCAAGUCAACCAUAGACAUGUCGUCAAGCUCUUGGGAUGUUGUCUUGAAACAGAAGUUCCUGUUCUGGUUUACGAGUUUAUCCCCAACGGUAACCUUUUCCAGCACAUCCAUGAAGAAUCUGAUGACUACACAAUGAUAUGGGGAGUGCGCUUGCGCAUAGCAGUUGAUAUCGCAGGAGCUAUUUCGUAUCUCCACUCUUCUGCUUGUUCUCCUGUUUACCACAGAGAUGUCAAGUCAACAAACAUAAUGCUAGACGAGAAGUAUCGAGCCAAGGUAUCUGACUUCGGUACUUCAAGAUCAGUCACCGUAGAUCAUACUCACUGGACAACAGUCAUUUCAAGCACUGUCGGAUACGUGGAUCCAGAGUACUACGGUUCCAGCCAGUAUACCGAUAAGAGUGAUGUAUAUAGUUUUGGAGUCAUCCUCGUUGAGCUUAUAACAGGAGAGAAGCCUGUAAUAACUCUUCCGGAUUCUCAAGAAAUAAGAGGCUUAGCGGAUUAUUUCAGAGCUGCCAUGAAAGAAAACAGAUUCUUCGAUAUCAUGGAUGCACGAAUAAGAGAUGCAUGCAAACCAGAACAAGUAAUGGCAGUGGCAAAUCUAGCAAGGAGAUGUUUGAAUUCCAAGGGAAAGAAGCGGCCAUAUAUGACGGAAGUGUUUACCGAGUUAGAGAGGAUAUCUUCAUCUCCGGAGAAUGCAUUGGUAGAGGUUGAAAAUGAAGACGGUGAUGAUGCAGAGGAAGAAGGAAUGAAUAUGAUAGAGAUAGCUGAUUCAUGUACCGUUGGUGUUACCGCUCCAGCCUUCAGUACUGCCGCCUCGCCUUCCUCGGCAGAUGUUGAACCAUUGUUUCCUCGUACAACAUGGUGAAUUGUGACAAAGGGAAGGUAAAAUUCUAAAUAAAAUUCCUGCCAUAUUUAAAGAUUUGGUAUAAGGUGUAAUCUAGAUGUUGUGGUUGCGUUUGUCUUCUAAUUAUAGACCUGCUCCUAUGUAAUGUCCAGAAAACGUUUGUCUUCUUCGCUUUGUCACUCUCUCUUGCACGUCCAUCUAAUGGAUUUCCCUAUACACUU
Brassica napus (rape) is the source of this 2909-nucleotide messenger RNA. Its product is annotated as putative wall-associated receptor kinase-like 11. The coding region runs from base 337 to 2709 and encodes 790 amino acids. The transcript has 4 exons. The record is from RefSeq and is a predicted model, not a curated record. Gene Ontology annotation, cellular component: plasma membrane. Gene Ontology annotation, molecular function: polysaccharide binding; calcium ion binding; ATP binding. Lineage: Eukaryota; Viridiplantae; Streptophyta; Magnoliopsida; Brassicales; Brassicaceae. Gene Ontology annotation, biological process: protein phosphorylation; cell surface receptor signaling pathway.